Daldinia decipiens is the source of this 1053-nucleotide messenger RNA. RefSeq lists its product as uncharacterized. Bases 285 to 728 code for a protein of 147 amino acids. NCBI's taxonomy places the organism in Eukaryota, Fungi, Ascomycota, Sordariomycetes, Xylariales, Hypoxylaceae. Gene Ontology annotation, cellular component: ribosome. The transcript is spliced from 2 exons. Gene Ontology annotation, molecular function: structural constituent of ribosome. The record is from RefSeq and is a predicted model, not a curated record. Gene Ontology annotation, biological process: translation.
CAAUUAAUCUUGUAUCCGAAUUUUCGGCAUCGCGAGAAGCCUCACUCAUUUAACCCCGCGAGAGAGCGAACGACUACAACCGCCUUCCACCCCGCCGAAACACCAAUUGCGACCAGCCUGACGCCAAAACAGGGCCAAUUGGGCAGGGGAUCUACGCUUGGGGAAGGCAGAUAGGAAGAGAAGCAUGAAGAUACGUUGAGCCCUAGCACGACUCGGAAUACAUACAGCUCUCGUCGCUAGUAACUCCAACUCGGUCGGUCGUCCUCCUCACAUACACACACACGAUGCGGUCUUUCGCUCUAGCCGCUCUGCCACGAGCUCGUGGCGCCAGUAAAAUAGCCAUAUCUUCAACGACGGCAUCCAUACAAUCGCUAGCUACACGAAGAACAUUCUCCUCCCUCCCCACCCUCCGCCCCACCCUCCACGCCUCCCCAGGAUCCGUCUUCCGCACUCCCAACCGCCUCCCCCUCCAACCCUUUGGCCCCCCAACCGCCGCCGCCGCCGCCGCCGGAGCAACAGCCGACCUCGUGCCCAAGACUUCCCUGACCACGCACCCCUGGCUCUCCGGCGCAGCCCAGGUGCGCUUCGGCCCGCGGCCGACGAUGGCGCGGACCAGUCGCUUGGUGCGCAAGCGGCGUCACGGGUUCCUCAGCCGCGUGCGCUCGCAUAACGGGCGCAAGACGCUGCAGAGGCGCAGGGAGAAGAAGAGGUCUACGCUGUCGAACUAGGUUGUCUGUGUUUUCUCCUUGGGCCUCGCCUCGCCUCGCUAGGUUUUGGGGUCUAUGGAUCUGGACACAUAUGGGACUGCGUACGGAUCAGGUGAGGGGUUUCUAUGAGGACUAGUGUACAUGACAGGGUGCUAGGCUACCUGGGUCAUGAGUGGGAGCUGGCUCGGUGUCCUCGUUGGGGAUUGUGUAGCAGAGGGGAGGGCAAAGGGUGUACUGUAUACUACAUAUAGAACUGUAUAUUCCAGGAACCAUCUCUAGAGACCUCAAGAUCCAACUGGUCAAAGCAGUCUUUAAUCUACAUGUGUCUUAAGCAUUUCGUAACCAG